CACCAACGGGAAAAAAGAAGGGAAGGGAAAGUUGAGGGAGAAAAGUGCUCAGUUUCUCCUCGACUUUGGUCUGACGUCCACGCAUUACAACACAACCACAAGUCUAACGUAGGCGUCUCCAAUUGCCCCCGCAUAAAGCAACUGCUUCUGUGCAUAGGUUAUUCCAUUAAUUAGAAACGCUAUAAAACUUAAUAAUAAAAUACAUGUAGAACAAGUCCUAAAAAGCAAGCUGACGUAUAAAAGUAUUUAGAAUAGUAUUAUUAAAGUGACAAAGUUUUUUUUAUAUUUUCUGAAAAUUGCCGUCCAUGACUGGAUAAAAACUGAAUCAGAAGCAUAGAAAUUCAAUUAAUAGGCACGCUUUUGUCCACUGAUAUGCAUACAUCCUCUGACACUGAUCAUCUGUAGUCGAGCCACCUUGAACUCUGCUCUCACAUACGCGACAACUAAAUAUAUUGUGAAAUCAUUUCCUCUCUUCAUUAGCGUGGCAUUUUUUUCAAAGUCAAGCUCACUACAUAUUGCAGUAGGAGUUACUCACUGAUAACCCUUGGUUGACUCGACAAUCUCUCUACUGAAUGGUACAUAAACUAAAACUAAAACUCCACGAAUUUGUAAGUGUCUCACGAUCCGUUUAUUGCUAAAAAUUGCAAAACAAAUUAAGCACUUUGACUCAAUAAGAGUUAACAACUCUAUAAAUCCGAAAUAAAGAAAGUGAACAAAUUAAUUGUGCAUUCGCUGCUUGUUGUUUGCAGUAAAGUGCAGUGAUUCAACUUGUUGGGUUCUGUGAUCCGGAUUGUGUGAAAGGAAACAUACCGUUGUCGGUGGUGCCUAGGGCGUGUUUUCCUUGUUGAAUGUUAGCAGAUGAUGAAAUGAAUUGAAUGAUGAAGUCAAUUAAGGAGUUGGGGAUUAUCCUCUUCAUUAUUGGAUCAGUCGUGGGGAAGCUUCGUCUAUCAAGAGUGAUGGUCCCCCCGUUUAAGAUGAAGAAUGAAAAUGCUACCCUCGAGUGUCCAUUCGAGCUAGGAACGGACAGACUUUAUGCUAUCAAGUGGUACAAAGAUAACGAAGAAUUUUUCAGAUAUGUUCCUCGCUAUAGGCCUCCCAUACACACUCAUCACCUGGCAGGCGUCUCAGUUUCCAUGGAGGGCUCUGACCAGAAAUUCGUUACCUUGCGUCACCUAGAUUUACGAUCGACAGGAACAUAUCGAUGUGAGGUGUCUGCAGAAGGACCCUCAUUUGCGUCAGUUUCGGGAGAAGGAAAAAUGACGGUUAUCCAUUUACCGGAGCAUGGACCUCAGAUAACGGGAAAGAUUCAGGAAGAGUAUGAAAACGGAGAUAAUCUAGUUUUAAACUGCUCCUCCGCAAAAUCCUUCCCACCCGCUAGAUUGUCCUGGUUCAUCAACGACCAAAUGGUGGAGAAAGGUGUAGAACAACUGAAGCCGAAGAGGGCAAAUGUUCCCCUAACCCAAUUGGGAAUGCAAUCCACCAUGUCCACCCUAAAUGUGUCGUUAGAGCCUUCACACUUUUCCGAGGAUGGGGAAGCCAAGGUCCGCUGUCUUGCUACAAUUUCAACACUUUUCUGGCAGGAUGGGGAUGAACGAAUUGUGGGUAGUUCAAGAAAAUUACCUGAUUUGCGAUCCAUCAAUCUUUCGCCUGUUUUCCAAGAUGAUCGGGAAGCUUCUUUACUUGUUCGUGGAGGUGUCUCAAAAUUGACGAUAUGUCCACUCCUCCAACUUUUGACUAUCAUCUGCAUCUGCACAACUUACCUGCUCUCAUAGCACCCAUAUCCAUGUUUGUAUGCCACAGAAAUAGCAAACUCUAUAAGUCAUCAUGAUAAAUCCUCAUACAUAAAUACCUACAUAUUCAGGUUAAAUCAAUAUAGAAAGCCAUAGGGUAUUAUCAAGUAAGUAAAUAUUAAUACUUUUAUGUAGUUCUUAUCUAACUGGUACUACAUAUACAUAUACAUACAUAAUGUGUCGAUAGAGUUAAUAUAGUUGUUGUAGAUUAUACUGUAGAAUUUAAAAAUAGUAGCAAGGUUGUUGGGCUGUAUACAAGAAAUGUGCAUGCAUGUAUGAUGUAUAAAGCACACAAAGUCACUGUUUAAACCCAACCUUGUUACAUAAAAUUAGAGCGUCGUGAAACAGAAGACGAGGGAAAGAACUACUUAGUCCUUAGUCCAACUUUUAGAGGUUAACUUAUUUGAACGAGAAGAGAAAGAAAUCCCAAAAAUUGAAAUGUUUUCAUUUUUCUCCAUCAUCAACUCACUUCCACCGAUUUUCUACCUAUCUACUUAUGUACUUCUCGGCUGCACUCACUUUAUACUUUACUCACUCAACUACCACCAACCAUUCCAUUAUGAAUUCAGCCUUUAAACUCUUAUGAAUUAUUGAUGAGCGGAGCAGAGCCAGAGAGAGAGGAGGGGAGUGGACGGUUAGAUGGAUAAACUGGUGAAAGCAAAAAAAAAGAGAGAAAGAGAAAUGAAAUAAAGACAUGGUUUUAUUGUUAGUUUCAAAAUGCCCCACUGGAUUUUUUUUUCAUUUCGCGAUAAAAUAUCAAUUAAACCUAAAAACCUACUUUUGAAAUUCUUUAAAUUGAAAUUGAAAUAAGUGUGUUAUCAGAAAAUGUGUCACUGUAAUUUGUGUUAUUUGAAUGCGUAUAUUAUGUAUAAUGUUUUAAGAAAAUUUAGUUAUUUACAACCUCACAUUUUUCACACAAAUAUGUAUGUAACUUUGCACAUUCAUAUUGUUGGAUAGCAAAAUAAUGUAUGUGAACGUUAUAAGGUCAGAUAAUAUUGCGUUAAAUGUUUAGAAUUCGCAAUUACGUGAUAAACAAUAUACUUAUGAAAUUGAGCUGAACGGAUUACAUAAAAUAAAUGAAUUUUCUGUUAAUUUA
Folsomia candida is the source of this 2886-nucleotide messenger RNA. RefSeq lists its product as uncharacterized. The transcript has 11 exons. The record is from RefSeq and is a predicted model, not a curated record. The coding region runs from base 876 to 1772 and encodes 298 amino acids. Lineage: Eukaryota; Metazoa; Arthropoda; Collembola; Entomobryomorpha; Isotomidae.